Messenger RNA from Lytechinus pictus (painted urchin), 2697 nucleotides. RefSeq names its product small ribosomal subunit protein mS29-like. Gene Ontology annotation, cellular component: mitochondrial ribosome; mitochondrial small ribosomal subunit. The record is from RefSeq and is a predicted model, not a curated record. The transcript is spliced from 12 exons. Gene Ontology annotation, molecular function: structural constituent of ribosome. NCBI's taxonomy places the organism in Eukaryota, Metazoa, Echinodermata, Echinoidea, Temnopleuroida, Toxopneustidae. The coding region runs from base 438 to 1661 and encodes 407 amino acids. Gene Ontology annotation, biological process: apoptotic process.
AGACCAAGUGCAUCUGUAAACUCCUUCAAAGCCAGGCUUGAUAAGUUCUGGCGGAACUUAAGAAUGGUACAGUCACCCUUGGGAAUGAUUUGAUUUGACAAAAAUGAUUGCAAAUGCACCAUGUACACUGGACAUUGACACUGUCACGGGACUGUCACACAUAUUAUACUUGUUGAAGAAGAUUUAGCUUGGACGAAAGCUAGACCUGGAAACUUGGCUGCAGUUUUCUGCAUUUUUCCAGUAGGCCUACAUCCGGUAAUAAAUUAAUUAUGAGCAAGAGUAACAAACCAAAAACUGUUCUAGCAAAUCCUUUUUCUUACGCCCUCUACGUUCGUUGAUAAAGAUGUCAGCCUCCAUGCGAAAGUAAAGUAAAUUCUAGUAAUCUACAUUUACCUCGAUUGCUGUAAUAAAGAGAGUGAACUGAUAUCAUUUUCACAAUGUUGGCAGCUGCUGUUAGGAACACCAGUAGGUCACAUUCAUGGAGGUGUAUGAGGUGCUUAUCAUCAGGUGCCACACCACCACAAACACAAGGUUUUUCAUCUGACACCAUAUCAACACCUAUUCGCACCCAGUCAUCCCAAUCCCAACAACAUAGAGAAGACUUUAGAACCAGUGAAAGUGAUCCACUCAACCACACAUCCAGACAUAUCGGCCAGUAUUACACCAUCCCUCUGAAAGAUGUUCCCAAGGUAUUCCCCAUUGGAUACUCAGCCAGAUGGCAUAAACUACUUAGACCAUUUCAAGAGGCUGCGAUCAUGGUUCGUAAACCAGCUGUUGAAAUCAUGGACUUAAUGCGGCAGGCUGACUACACCAAUCCUCCAAUCAAGUAUCUGAUGUAUGGUAGGAAAGGGAGCGGCAAGACAACCUGUCUCAAUCAUGUACUACACUUCUGUCACAAUCAAAACUGCCUAAUAGUUCACAUACCAUGUGCAAACUCCUGGAACGUGAACAACAAGUGGGAUUUCUUGGAUUCUGUUUCUCAUGAAGGGAUGUACGACCAGCCAGCUUUGUCUUCAGAAUGGCUCAAGCACUUCAGGUCCAGGAAUGAACACUUUCUCAAACAGAUCCUGACAAGUAAAUGCUACGAGUGGAGUAAAAGAGAACAAACGGAGGCAGGACAGCCUCUCCUUUCAGUAGUUGAUCAGGGUUUAAAUCGUACUAAGAAUGCAACGGAUGUGAUUGGUGUUGUAUUGAAAGAACUUCAGGAGCAGAGUUCCUCAGGACAGUAUCGUCUGAUCCUAGCGGUCAAGGCUGUUAACGGCCUCUUUGCUGAGAUGACCAACAUUAGGAAACCUGGAGGAUAUAUAAUUCCUGUGAAUGAGCUAAGAAUGGCAUAUCACUUCAAGAAGAUGCUGAAAGGACAUUGGACUAAUGGUGCUAUCAUCACGACAGUUGACCAGCAUAACUGCCAUCAAGCCCCUAAGAAUGACUUCAAACCCCUUCAUUUGCUCCAAAAACAGGGCUUUGAAUGGCUGGAUCCCUUUGUACCUAUUUACAUUGAGAACUACAGUGAUAAGGAGUUUGAGAGCUGUAUGCAGUAUUAUAUCAGCAAACGAUGGGUCCAAACAGAACAAGCCAAGACAGAGGAAGGCAAACUCCAUCUGAAGCUGUUAUCUGAAAGCAGCCCUGGUUCAUUAGAAAGAAUGUGUGCUUCUAUAUGAACAUUGAAAAACUAGACCUGAGGACCGAUUAGACAUGGAAGACAGUGGAUGUCUGUGGUGAAAGCCAGAGAUGGUGAAAGCUAAAGAUCUUUACGAGCCUUGCAAAGUUUCACUUCAGAUCCCGGUUACAGAAACAACAUUUGGUCAUCUUCAAACUCUUCCACGAUUGGGUUUUGCUGCUGUUGAUGCAUUGGUGUUAUGUCGACUGUACACUAACCUGUUGGAGUCUUUAAAUAUUCCUCUAUAACACGUUUCCAUAGACUCCAGCCUGUAUGUAUGCGAGUCUUGAUUAUGUCAAUGUUCCAUUCUGACAUAGCAACACACCCGACUCCUUAGAAUUAACCCAUUGGAGACUAAAUGAUUUUGCUAUAACACACUUUCCAUAGACUCCAGCCUGCAUAUAUACGGGCUCAAACUCCAACGGGUUAAUGUUUUCUGAAAGCCCUUAUUUUGAAAUUCCCCCUUUAUGACCUACAUGAUAUCAGCACUAUAGGUCUAUGAUAAAUAGUUUUUUUAACGUGGAGAAAGAUCAUGAUUAAUUCUGGUUUGAGAAAGGAAAUUAUAUCAUGGAAAAGAUCAGAAAGAAGAUGCUCAAAAUACAGAAAGAUCAUGCAUGGUCUCUACGAAAAUUACACUGGUUAGUAUUUGUUGCAUUGCCAUUGUUUGUUAGCAACUAUGAUCACAAUUGGCCAUUUCCCUUUACAGUCUUUUGUGUGACAGAGCCCCAAUCAUGCAAUGCACAUUUUAUUGCAUUUAUUUGCCAUCAAUCAUAUUUCCUUCAAAUCUAACUGAUUUCUGUUGACCUAGGAAUUUUGACCAAGUUUAAAUUCCCUUUAUUUUGUUUCUAUUGAAUUUAUUUUGUAAUAGUUGGGACGCCUUUUCUAUAUUGAGAUAUUAUGGCCUUCAUUUAUUUUAAUAGAUGUCUUAUAUGAUUAAUAUUUAUGAUUAAAAAUAUUAUUUUGGAAUUUACUCUUCCAAAAUUUGGUUACUCUGAUCGCAAACAAAGGUUUUAAAUAAAGAAAUAUUUAAAGCUUUA